This is a messenger RNA of Coregonus clupeaformis (lake whitefish), 2214 nucleotides long. It is a transcript of the gene dipk1c, whose product is annotated as divergent protein kinase domain 1C. The record is from RefSeq and is a predicted model, not a curated record. Bases 598 to 1902 code for a protein of 434 amino acids. Lineage: Eukaryota; Metazoa; Chordata; Actinopteri; Salmoniformes; Salmonidae. The transcript is spliced from 4 exons.
GUGGGGUGAGCAUGGUAAGAGGAACUGAAAGAGAUUGAAAGAGAGACGGGGAAAGAAAUAAGGGAUAGAGGUGUAGAGAUAGGACGGGAGAGAGGGAAAACUGCAUGGGAGUCUCUCCAGUUUGAUAGGAAGAGUGUAGCAUAGAAGAGUGGCUCAGAGGAGCUGACUGGCCGUGCAUGCACUCAGCAUAGCCACUUGACUGCGCUCAUUCAGGAAAAACACACGCAUACAAAAACACACACACACACACACACAGAGGAAGGAGCUGGGAGCCGGAAAGGAAACCCAGGAGGGGGAAACCGAAUGGGGCAGAGCACGCGAGUUUGAGAACCAGCAGCAGUCGCAAGGGGGGGAGGAAGGGAGGGGGGGUGUCCAGCCAAGCGACAGCCAGCCAGCCAGCCAUGGGGAGCAGAGAGGCGGGAGAGAGAGAGGGUAAACCAGAGGAACGUGUACCCUGCAGCUCCCCAACUUCUCCCAGAAAUGCGAGACAAGCGGGAUGAGAGGGGGCCGGCUAGCUAGCUCUCGCUCCUGAGCGGCGGUUUAACCAGGGGUGGGAGGGGGGGUUGCAGUCAACAGAAGUGUUCGUUGUGGAGGACCAUGGGGCCGGGGCCAUCGCGGGGGGGCUGUCUGCUCAGGUGGCUGGGGUUGAAGGUGUGCCGCAGGAGCACGCUGGUGUUCGCCCUGCUCUGGUUCGGCACCUGGGUGUUCCUCAAUGGUCUGGUGUUUGUGCACCGGACCAUGCUCUCCGACUACUGCACGGAUGACAAGAGCAAGAGGAUCCUGCAGAGAGUGUGUGAGGAGUACCGCGAGGGCGCCCUGACUGGUGACCUGUGCGAGGACCUGUGCCUGAGCGGCCAGGUGGAGUACAAGCGCUGCCUCUACUACGAGAAUGGCAAGAAGGUGAUCGAGGCUCGGUGGCGUGGCACGCACGUAGUGCUCAAGUCCAAGCUGGAGAACUUCUCCUCCUACGAAAGCCUGGGCCUCCUGGAGUACCAGGACCCGGCCGAGGAGCUCGCUCCCCUGGACGUGGUCUUCUACGCCACCCUGGAGAUCAGGAACUCCCUGGGGCUGGACAUGGGUGGCAACGCCUCGCUGCCACCUCUGUGGGGCCAGAGGCUGAGGGAGCGCGGGCGGCCCUACUCGCGGGCAGAGCUGGCAUCGCUGUGGUCCCUGCUCCAGCAGGAGGAGUACAUCUUCCUGAGGGUGCUGCAGGACCUCAGCCGCCACGUGGCCAAGGUGCUGGGUUCCUGCGGACACUUCUACGCAGUCGAGUACUUGUCAGCGGGCCACGCCUGGGACCAGAACAUAUUCUCUCUGGAGGAGGUAUCGGCGGGCCCAUGGACGGCGAGGGACAUGGUGCACCGCAUCGCCCUCAGCUUCCUGGACAUGGCGUGGCGCUUUGACAAUGACUUCUCGCACCGCCUCCACCUGUGCGACAUCAAACCAGAGAACUUUGCCAUCCGGAAGGACCUUACGGUGGUGGCUAUAGAUGUGGACAUGGCUUUCUUCGAGCCCAAAAUGCGAGACAUCCUCAAGCAGAACUGCACUAAUGAUGACGACUGCAACUUCUUUGAUUGCAUCUCCAAAUGCAACAUGAAGACGAACAAGUGCAGCUCAAAGCGGAGAAAUAGCAACCUGCAGGUGAUCUGUGAGAAGAUCUUCAGGCCCUGGUUCUCUCCCACGCUGCUGGGUGCCAAGGCGGGCCUCCCCCUCCAGGUGGACCUCCAGCGGGCGGUGCAGGAGUGCGCCGAGACGCCCUGGGGAGAGGACGAGGAGCGUGCCCAGGCCGUCCAGAAGCGCCUGCUGCACCUCCUUACGCGCCUUCUCCACCAGGGGACCUCCUCUGAGCGUGGGGGCGCAGAUGGAGAGGGCAUUCACUCCCACACAGCUCUUAACUUCUGAGACAUUGCACUGUUCACCAUCACAAAAACGAUACAGUGAAGAAACCAACUAUAUUGGCUACAUGAGACAGUUAUUUAAAGUGUUUAGAUGUUUUGUGAUGUGGUUCCUGCGGACUGAUACUGGUUGUUGAUGUAACAAAAGAUGCACUGAUGGUGGUAGCACUGACUAUGUGCCUUUAGUACCUACAGUAAGCAGACUAUGGCAGUUUCUGAGGUAGAACUCCAGCAUCUGCCAAUAAUUGGCGAUCUAUCAAGCAAGUAGUUCUUAUUUGAGUCAUCUUUACCUUAAAUAAAUGCAGAUACUUUCUUUGAA